Messenger RNA from Babesia microti strain RI, 1122 nucleotides. RefSeq names its product conserved Plasmodium protein, unknown function. The record is from RefSeq and is a predicted model, not a curated record. NCBI's taxonomy places the organism in Eukaryota, Apicomplexa, Aconoidasida, Piroplasmida, Babesiidae. The transcript is spliced from 7 exons. Bases 1 to 1122 code for a protein of 373 amino acids.
AUGUUACAAUUAAGUAUUAUUUUACAGUCAUACCAAAGGGCCGUCUAUGCUGCCAAAUACUUGCGUCCUCCGGGGUUCUUCAAACGUGCCGCCAUGAGGGAAACACCCAGAAAGAAAACUGGCCCAUUUGAAAAUCCCGUCAAACGAUUUGUUCGCAUACGAGAGAAAGCCAGGCUAUACAGCUUCCUCCCUCCCCCAAGAAAGAUACCCGUGGCCAAGCCAGUGUCUAGGACUUUGUUGCAACCCGUAACUGGGGUGCCAAAAGUGGAUCCAUUGGUGUUAGAAAGGCGGUUAGACUUUCUACUCUCAGAUAAAGCCAAACUUCAACAGUUAGCUGCGAAAAUCAGGCCAGGUAUAACUCCCUAUCAAGCGGAAUUAUUCGUAUGGGAACGGCAGAUGACGGAUCUAAGAAAAAUUUACAGAGCACAGUAUUUGCAGAAGCUUUACCAAGUCACAGAAGAUGAGAGGCAUAGACAGUUCAAUAUAUAUGUAAACCAACAAAGAGACAAAAAGAUGCGAAGGCAAAAAUUCCUCCAAUCACUGCUAGAGGAAAGGAAAAGGAAGGCCUUACUAGUACACCGGUUGAACAUUGAGAAGAAGAUCAAUCAAUCAGUGGAAUUCAAAAGACUUUCACAGCGCAAAAUUGCCAACAUUUACUGGCUCACUAAGUUACAGGUACAUACAUUUUUUAAUAUACGUUUUAGUUUAUUUAGGGAUGUUUCAGUGCCGGAUAUAUCUAAAUCACUGGGAAACGAAGUAGAAGAUGCGAAAAGCAUCAAACACAAGAUUGUCACUGGAGAUGGUUAUUUCAGAAGAUUGCUGGAAGAAUCAUUCAGUAUUUUGCACGAAGAUUCGGAGAGAUACGAACGUCGUGAUGAAUUCAAGGGGAUGACGCCGGCUGAAAAGGCGGAUAUUACGUAUCAGAAAUUCAGUGAUGAAGAAAAGCUGCAAUUGGUGGAUCAGAAAAUUGAAAUAAUCAAGCAAGCCAUUAAUGCAGAAUCGCAAGUAAAAAAAGAUGCAAAUCAGUUGUUGGUUCAGAUACUAGAUAAUCUUGAGGCGGCAAAGUUGGCGUUUUUGGAGAGGAGGAAGGUAAAUAUGGCUAAAUCACUAUCACAUAAAUAA